Messenger RNA from Dendronephthya gigantea, 3102 nucleotides. RefSeq lists its product as uncharacterized. The transcript has 2 exons. Lineage: Eukaryota; Metazoa; Cnidaria; Anthozoa; Malacalcyonacea; Nephtheidae. The record is from RefSeq and is a predicted model, not a curated record. Bases 1 to 3102 code for a protein of 1033 amino acids.
AUGAAAGCGUUCUAUUUUUGUUCACUUAUUAUCGUUCUAUUGUCAAUAGCGAAGCCUACGUUAACUGUGGGGUACGAUAUCAAUGGAUAUGUCAAAAAAUGCAUCGAGUCUGCAACCAAAGCUGCUGAUCUUAAAUACCAUACGGAGCAUACUAUGGAACCCCCUGAUAUCAGGUACGAUAUAUUUCCAAGUUUGGAUGAAACGUGGGUAAAUGAUCCAAAGUCGUAUUGUGUCCUUCCGUACAUUCUUUUUGACCCUCUGUGCCAAUUUAAUGCUUUACUUGAAGGAAAUACAAUACUUUGUCCUAAGUGUGAAACAGACGAUAAAAUGUGUGAAAAUAAUCGAAAGGGUCACCUAGUUAACACAGGAGUUUGGAAAAAUGGGCGACUGCAAAGACUAAAUCCGCGUAUCAUAUUUGGCCUUACCUCUCCCGUAUUACUGGUAUACAAGCAGUACUCAUGUGAUCUAGGCCAUACUGAAAUAAAUAGCAUAGAUGUGGACGUCGUAAAACAAGUGAAUAACUAUAAUGUACCAUUCACUUUAAGUCAUAAGUCAGGUUUCACAAAUCGACUUGUCGAUUAUCUGGAAGAGCUACUUGAUGCAGGUCUUAGCUCUAAUCAGAUCUGCGAAAUUAUACAGCGAUGUUACAAAAAAGCAUUUUAUGAACGAGCGCAACGUUAUUACCGUGAUCAUAACAUUGCUAUAAACAUUGGCCUAACAAAAGAAGUAAGUCAAAAUUUCCCAACGUUCGAACAAAUGGACCUACCAUGCGUAGGACAUACGCUAGUUGGGGGUGCAAUCAUUUCCAGAUUUAAGUCAGAAGAAGUAUUUUAUCGGCAUUUUUUUUCAACAAUUCCUGCAAGAUGGAUUAGUUGCGAUCACACAUUUAAAGCAACUUCGAAUAUCGGAUAUUUACGCGAAAGUGAUAAUAAGUGGGUAAAAUUAUUUCAAAGCCUAUUUUGCGUAUUAAAUGAAAAAGGCACAGUUAUCCAGUGGAAAUUUACUAAAACGGAAGGAACAGCUGAGCUUGAAAAUUUGUUUCAACAACUUUCGAAAAGAUUUCUGACACAAAAUAACAUUUUAGAAGGAAUAUUCCUCGAUAACUGUUGCAAAUGGACAUCAUUUUUAAGCAAGCAUUUUCCCGGUGUACCCAUUAAGCUAGACAUAUUCCACGCAGUGCAAAGAUUAGUGCGUAAAAUACCAAAGUGUUCGAAAUACUCGUCUGGCAUGGCUAAAGAAUAUGGCUUAGUUUUCCGUCAACCAGGAGACAUCGGGAAAAAAAGGUCUAGGCCUUCGCCUUCGCCUGACGUUAUUUCGAAAAACUUAGAAAAAUUUAGCAAUAAAUGGGAAUCUGUAAAAAAUGCAGCUGGAUUGAGUGUUCUUACUAAAGAAAUGUUGAAGGAAAUAAAAAACAUUCAGGUUCACAUAAAUAAGGGUUGUUUGUCGGACAUACCUGUUGGGUGUGGAACAAACAAAAAUGAAAGGCUUCAUAGGGAUUUAAAGAAAAUUGUUGCAACCAACCGCAUAGGGCUUCCAUUGUUAUAUACGAAAAUGUUUAGAAUGUUGUACAGGUUGGCCCAAGAAAACGAGAAAGAAAUGUCAUCUAUCCAAGUGACAAAAACUCAAAAGAAUGAACACAUUCUGAUAACUGAAUAUGGACAAAAAUUAGAAUAUUUUGGAGUAGAAAGGUGUCUGGAAGAGAUAGAGAGAUCCGAAAACAAUCAACGACCAGCACGCAAGGUUAAGGGACUUGAAAGUUAUUCGCGUAAGGAAGUAGAAGAAAUUUUGGAUGGCAUUUCCAUUUUGCAAAGGAAUAUCAAAUGUAAAUGGAUUGUGGCCGAACAUGACUACUCGGAAAGAUCUGAGAAGGAAGAGUACGACACAUUGGAGUACUUAAAGCAAGGGCUAUCAUUUUGGAGAUCAUCCGAAUCUAUCAGGGAGAUAGUGCCACGUCAUCUUCUCACCACGAAACAAGUACAACAAGACAGCUCUGUGGAAACCAUCGAGCAAGAAAUUAACUCCAUCGCAAGCCAGUGGGGUCUAGAAGUCGUCAGAAUUGCAGGAGAUGGGAACUGCUUUUUUAAUUCAGUCGCAUUUCAAGUUUCGCAGUUAUUGAGUAGAUGUGAUUUGCAGACGCAUGUUAGAGAGCAUUUGUAUACUUUGGGGAUCUCAUCAGCAGUCUCUGUUCCCGCAAUAAGUGAUAUUUUGCGAAGCCAUCUUGUCGCAGAGUGGACAGGACCUUUCACUGAAGAAUACCAGCAAUUUGUGGGUGAGGACGUCGACUUUCAGCAACAAGCACAUGCUUUUUUAAAUUCGGGUGUAUUCGCUUCCACUAUCGGGGACCUGAUGCCACUUGGUUUGUCCAACGUCUUGCAGAUACCGAUACUAGUGCUAUCAACGCAAAAUCUUGUUCCAUUUUAUGAAAUAUACCCUCGUUCGUCUAUUGGGAAUGGAGAAGCAAUAUUGUUAACAUUUAACCAUGGUGGACCAGGUCAUUAUGAUGCCUUAGUUCAUAAAAACCAACACGCUGAGGAGAACAAUAAUGAAAUCCACGAUAAUGGCCGCGUUUUAUUAAACAAAGAAAAGACAGAUAAUUCAAAUAGGGGAGCGUGUCGGUGUGGAAUAAACGCCGGCAGGUCAAAGAUGAAUGGACCUGGGAAAAAAUGCGCCUAUAAGAGCCGAUGCAAGUGCAUACCACGUUAUGGGAGUUGCUGGCACAAGUGUAAAUGCAAAGGUCAUUGUGGGGAAAAUGGUAGUUGCAGAGUAAUCAGUUCUGAAAAUGUCAAGGGAAAGCGAAAAUCAGGCAAUCGAAAAAAACAACAAAUUCAAUCAUCGCCAUUCAAAAGCUCUCGCAUUUUCUACGAGGAACGCACAAACUCCCAAAUUGAAGAACCGUUCAAUCGCCUAGAGUUUUUAAUAGUAAUGAUUAUUUAUGUUACAUUGAAAGGACUAAAUGGAAAUAUUUCUAAUGAUUAUAGCAGUGACGUUAAGAAGAUUUACACCAAAUUAAUUGGACUGGUUACACAACACGAUUUUUUGUGUAAUUUGCCCUUGUUUGAUAAAACUCUGGAACAAAUUCGGAAAAAUUUAAACAAGAAGUAA